AUGGCCGAAGAAAGACAAUUUGAAGUUCUUGAUUUUCUAAAGAGACAUCUGCAUGCUAAAAACUGGAUCAAUUACCGAGAGCAAACCUAUGAGAAAUGGGAACUCGUUCAUCUGGCUGAAAUGGUUCGAGAAAUUUUCCGCGACGAAUCGACUCUGGAAACGAUGUCUCCUCCAUGCACAAUCGUUGGGGACAUCCAUGGACAAUAUGUUGAUCUCGUGAGACUUCUCAACAUGCGUUUGACAAAAGAAGAAACGAAACAAAAGAAAACUGGGUUCUCAUCGAAUCGUUUUGUCUUUCUCGGAGAUUAUGUUGACCGUGGUAGCCAUUCAAUUGAAUGCAUUGCGUUGAUGUUUGCUUUGAAAAUCCAUUAUCCAAAAAACUACAUUCUUCUUCGUGGAAAUCAUGAGACAAGAGCCAUCAAUUUUGCAUACGGAUUCAAAGAAGAGCUCACUAUCAAAUUGGGAGAAGCCGAUGGAGCUGAAGUGUGGGAGAAACUCAAUGAAACCUUCUCAUAUAUGCCGUUAGCUGCACUGGUCGGUGGAAAGAUUCUUUGUAUGCAUGGAGGACUCAGUCCCGAUUUGAACUCAUUGGAUGACAUCAAAAAGAUCGUGCGUCCCAUUGUUGACGUAGCAACGAAUCGUUUGGCUCAAGAUCUUCUCUGGUCUGAUCCGACUCCAGAUCAAACUUUGGCAACAUUGCACAAAGAUCCACUUUACAACAAGAAUGGUGUUCGUGGUCUUUCAUGCACUUUUAAUGAAGCUGCUGUCAGAGAGACUUGCAAAAAACUCAAAAUCCUAAAGAUUGUUCGUGCUCAUCAGAUGGUCCCUGACGGUUUCAAGUUUUUCGCUGACAAGCAACUCAUAACAAUCUUCUCAGCUCCUCGUUACAUGAACGAGACUGAUAAUCGGGGAGCAGUGUUGACUGUGAGAACCGAUGGAAAAGUAGGUAUAAUCCAGAUGAAGAACACGAAAGGAAUGAAGCAAAAUGUGGAAGAUGAGAUAACACGUGGUGAUGAUCUACCCACUAAUCAAUCAGCCAAAAAGAAGUCAGAGUCGAUGCUCAAAACGGCUCAAUCGUCGAGUUCGAAGAGCAAAACUCAAGAAUGA
Molecule: messenger RNA, 1107 nt
Organism: Caenorhabditis briggsae
Lineage: Eukaryota; Metazoa; Nematoda; Chromadorea; Rhabditida; Rhabditidae
Exons: 7
Coding region: 1-1107 (368 amino acids)
Cellular component (GO): cytoplasm; nucleus
Molecular function (GO): protein serine/threonine phosphatase activity
Source: RefSeq, a predicted model, not a curated record